CACCUGAAGUGGGAAGUGACACAACGCUGGGGAUCUCUGGGAAGCAGCCCUGCGACGGGAGACGGCGCCUGCUCACCGAGGCUUUGUCAAAUCCAUUCUGGCUGCAGUUCAUGAGGCAGCUCAGCAAAACCCCAAAUCCCUCUGAGUCUUUGGGAAAUCUGAAAUGUUCCUGAGAGCUAAGCCCUGCUUUUGCAUGAGGCUGGUGGCGAUGCCUCGCUGGGCCGGGCUCCUCUCCACCGCUGCCAGAGCCGGCCUGCUGCUGCUGCUGGGCUCCCUGCUCUUCUCCUGCCCCAGCCUGAGCCACAGAGCCCCUGAGUUUGCCCUUACAAAAAUAGAAGAGAGCGACAUAAAAGAUGACAGUGGGAAGGAGCCGGUGACAGAGGAUGACGCUGAUCCUGAGGACCUGGAAGUGUUUUACCCCACGGAUCAGUGGCAAGCCCUGCAUCCAGGUCAGGCUGUUCCGGCAGGAUCACACGUGCGGCUGAACCUGGAGACGGGAGAGAGAGAAGCCAAGCUCCCAGACAGAGAAAAUGGGGAAAGUGGAACAAAAGAAGAGAGAAGAAGGAAAAGGCUGGGCAAGGUCGAUGUCAAUACAAAUUCAUUCACAUCCGAGGAGCUCAAAAAGACCUUGGCUAAAAUGAAGGAAAGUGAGAAGGCAGAAAGGAAGGCCCGAGAGGAAGAGGUGAGGAAGAAGUUCCGGCCCAUAGAGCAGCUGAAGGAGGAGUUUGAAAAGCUGAACAUGAAGAUAGAAACAGAUUAUGAAAUUAUGGUUAAAUUAAUCAGCAAAUUCAACAGCUCUGCCUCCACGCUGGAUGAAAAAGUAGCAGCGCUUUAUGAUCUCGAAUAUUAUGUUCACCAGGUGGACAAUGCCAAGGAUUUCCUGUCCAUGGGCGGGCUCCGGCUGCUGAUGGAGGGGCUGAACAGCAGCGAGGCCUCGCUGAAGGAACAUGCUGCCUUUGUCCUGGGAGCUGCCCUGUCCAGCAACCCCAGAGUGCAGAUUGAAGCCAUCGAGGGUGGUGCCCUGCAGAAGCUCCUGGUUAUCCUGGCCACAGAACAGCCCCUGGCUGUCAGGAAGAAGGCUCUCUUUGCUCUGUCCUCCAUGCUGAGGCACUUCCCCUAUGCCCAGCAGCAGUUCCUCAAGCUGGGCGGCCUCCAGGUGCUCAGGAGCCUCUUCAGGCAGAAGGGGAUGGAGCCCCUCCACGUCCGUGUGGUGACGCUGCUCUACGACCUCAUCAUGGAGAAGAUGCUGCUUGAGGACCCGCAGCACGGAGAGCAGAUGGAGGAGAAAAUCCAGCAGUACCGGCAGGUCAGGCUGGUGCCAGCGGUGGUGGAGCAGGGCUGGUGCUCCCUGGUGCCCAACCUGCUGGCCAUGCCCGAGCACGACACACGAGAAAAGGUCCUCAAGCUGGUGGGGGUCCUGGUGGCCUUCUGCAGGGAGCACUACCGCGGGGACCCCGCGCUGGGCACCACCCUCAGCCUCCUGCGCAGCGAGUACGAGGAGCUGGCGGCCGAGGAGCAGAGGGAAGGGGACAAGGAUGGCUACUUCAGGGAGCUCCUGGGCUCUAUAAACACCAUCAUCCAGGAGCUGAGGUGAAAGCGUGGGUUCAGUCCAGUUCCAGGGAAUUUGGGGUGGCAGCAAGUUUGGAUGGCAGCGGUGUAGGUGCACUUUGGAAUAAACUGCUGGACGAGACGAGAUCCCAGCACUGUGUGCCAAUAA
Cyanistes caeruleus (blue tit) is the source of this 1717-nucleotide messenger RNA. The record is from RefSeq and is a predicted model, not a curated record. NCBI's taxonomy places the organism in Eukaryota, Metazoa, Chordata, Aves, Passeriformes, Paridae.